AUGUGUAUCCAUACACGAGUUGGUGAUUUUAAAGGUAUUGGGGAAUCACAAACUGUAGAGGUAAAUAAAGCACAUGUGAGGAUAUUGAAGAUUUUGAAAAGAUUAUUGAAAGACAAAACUUAUUCAUUGUUGGUAUUUGGAACAGAUAAGGACUUUUUGAAAACCAUUAAAGUUGAUAAGGUAACCCCAAUUUUACUUUAA
Molecule: messenger RNA, 201 nt
Organism: Meloidogyne enterolobii
Lineage: Eukaryota; Metazoa; Nematoda; Chromadorea; Rhabditida; Meloidogynidae
Source: the annotation of a GenBank genome assembly